AUGGGAGGAGAAGGAGGAGUAGCAACAUCAAAACUGAGAAAAGCGGCUCGGAAGGUGGUGGUUGCAGCAGCAUAUGCGUGCGGCUCCUUCUCCAGGAAUAAAGCUGUAGGGGGCCUCUAUACCAGUAGCACUACUCAAACUAUCUCGGAUCCUUCAGCUGUGACUCCAGCAAAGGCAAAGAAGAGCACAGGAGAAGCUGUUGCAGAGGAAUCAGAAUCAUCCACCAACAACGUCCCUACUUCUAAGAACUUGUGCGCAAUAUGUCUAGACCCUUUGAGUUACAACAGGUACAGCAGCGGAAGCAACCCCGGGCAGGCAAUAUUCACAACCCAAUGCUCUCAUGCUUUCCACUUUGCUUGCAUCUCCUCCAAUAUUGUUCGCCAUGGUAGUGUCACCUGCCCCAUUUGCCGUGCCCAUUGGACCCAACUGCCCUGCAGCCUGAACCCUUCUUAUCCUUCGCUCUCUUCUUGCAACCAAAAUGAUCCCAUACGGGCAUACUCCGACAGUGAUGACCCUAUUGAGCCCAAUAUUCACUUGCCGAAUCGUCCCCGCCUUUAUCUCUCUCCAGUGCCCAUUCCACCCAACUUUCAUUCAUCUAUACAAAUGAAUAGUAGUCGCACCUCAUGCGCAUACCAUCCACCCCUACAUCGAUUGACCUCACUAUUGCAGUCACCAAACAGGCAAAUGCCUAAUAUUAUUAUCUGCACCUCCUCAAAUAGAGCUUUUCUUUCAGUGAAGUUAGCACAUCAACAAGCAACUGACUUGGUCUUGGUUGCGAGUCCCAAUGGGCCACACUUGAGGCUGCUCAAGCAAUCGAUGGCAUUGGUGGUUUUCUCCCUUAGACCCAUUGAUCGUUUAGCCAUUGUUACCUACACAUCAGCUGCAGCACGUGCCUUUCCCAUUAGGCGCAUGACCUCCUAUGGAAAGUGGACUGCACUACAAAUCAUUGAUCGUCUAUUCUAUAUGGGGCGAGCAGAUCCAUUUGAAGGGCUUAAAAGGGGGAUUAAGAUACUUGAAGAUCGUGUUCACAAAAAUCUACAGUCCUGUAUCUUGCAUCUGUCUGAUAGUCCAACACGAUCUUACCAUGCCGUCAAUAUGGAAGUGCCCAUUCCAAUCCAUAGGUUUCAUGUGGGGCUCGGAUUCGGCACUUCAAAUGGAUUCGUCAUGCAUGAAUUUGAACAGUUCCUAUUAAGAAUGCUAGGAGGUGUCAUUAGAGAUAUCCAGUUGAAAAUUGGGGAGGAAGUCAACUGCAGAAUCAUAAGGAUUGGAGAACUAAAAGUUGGUGAAGAAAGGAGGAUCUCAUUAGACUUGGGAGAGUAUGGAGAUGAUGUUCAUGUGGGAUAUAGCUACGUCGAUGAAUGCACUAGAACAGGGGAAACUGUAGUGAGUGUAGGGGAUAAAAGUAAUGCAACAGGAAGAGAUGUGAGCAUUGGUGGGAGGAAUAGCAGUGUUGAAAGUUGGGAUUACCACGAUCCUUACAUGGCUAGAAGAUGGGCUAAGCAUUUACAUGGCUACAGGCUUUGA
Molecule: messenger RNA, 1524 nt
Organism: Corylus avellana
Lineage: Eukaryota; Viridiplantae; Streptophyta; Magnoliopsida; Fagales; Betulaceae
Product: putative E3 ubiquitin-protein ligase EDA40
Molecular function (GO): zinc ion binding
Source: RefSeq, a predicted model, not a curated record